AUGCUCGCGGCGAUGCGUGGCCACCUCUCCGAGGCCGUCAAGCACGCCCUCUCGGGCGCCGACCUGCACCAGCGGGACGCGACCGGCCGCACGGCACUCGAGCUGGCGGUCGAGGCGGAGAAGCGCGACACUGCGCUGGCGCUGCUCCUCAUCGCGACGGCAAAGUUCACCAAGCCGCUCCCCUCUCCGCUUCCCGUGCCGCUGCUCCAGCGGCUCCAGGGCUGGCUCGGCCAGGCUGGCGCCGAAAAGGAGAAUGCGAUGGGCGUGCUGCUGCAGCAGUACCAGGGCCACCUCGCGCGCGGGCCGGCGCUGCCCGCCGACGCUCCGCCGCAGAUCGCGGCGGCCGUGGUCGAGAUGCUCGCUUGGGCGGCGAGGCACGGCUUGUGCGCGCUGAUUGACCGUCUUGUGGAGGUGCUUACGCAGCACGCCGGCGGCGCCUUGCCCCUGCCGCUGGUGGCGUGCGCCCGGUCGAGCGGCGGCCUGACGGUGCUCCACGCUCUCGUGAUGUGUGGAAAGGGCGCCGCAGUCACCGCGCUGCUCGCCGCGCUGCCGCCGCAUGCUGCGGCGAGCCUGCGCGAGUGCCGCGACUUGCGAGGCCGGAGCGCCGCUCAGGCGGGCUGCACGUGCGCUCUGCUGCCGUCGGGCACGGAGCACCUGCCGCCGGGACGGCAGCCGGGCGAGCUCGCGGGGUGGGAGCCGAUGGCGGGCGAGGACUCGCGUCGUGCGUUUGGGGAGCAGCGCGAGGCGCUCCAGCACACCGAGGCCGUGAGCCAGCUCUAG
Molecule: messenger RNA, 780 nt
Organism: Emiliania huxleyi CCMP1516
Lineage: Eukaryota; Haptophyta; Isochrysidales; Noelaerhabdaceae
Exons: 3
Coding region: 1-780 (259 amino acids)
Source: RefSeq, a predicted model, not a curated record